GAGCCUCUGUGCGGCAAUCAGUAGCAUUAGAGCUCCGCCAUUCUUUUCAGCGCUGUGAGGAAAAAUAGUUUUUCACGUCUCCUCUUGUUUCUCAGUGGAUUUCCACUGAUUUCUGUCUGUAGACUUGCUGCGGCUGUUGUUGUACUUGGUUAAAAUUGUAAAGAAGCAUGGCUUCGCCAGAUGAAGUGCACCAAUUGCUGGUGAAGUCAAAAUAUCGCAAUGUGAACGUCGCCAAGAAGGAUGUGCUGCAGGUGAUGCGUAUUUAUCAUGGACUGACAUAUGUGGCUGAGGACUAUGUCUUCAACGAUGGGAGCAGUAAAGUGUUGGUCAGACUCCAGGGCACAAUUCCCGUGAGCUAUAAACAGAACACGUAUCACAUCCCGAUUUGCAUAAUUCUCAUGGACACUCAUCCCAACAAUGCUCCAAUGUGCUAUGUAAAACCUACUCCGGAGAUGCACAUCAAGGUUUCCCAGUUCGUGGAUCACAAUGGGAAGGUGUAUUUGCCUUAUCUUCACGAUUGGCAGCCGAGUUCCUCUGAUCUCGAGGGCUUGAUUCAGGUGAUGAUUAUCACAUUCGGAGACUUUAUGCCGGUGUACAGCAAGCCCAAAGCCAAUACAGCGCCGUAUCCAACUAACUUCAACAUGCCUCAGCCUCAGGCGAAUGUGGGUGGUGCCUAUCCGCCUUACCCAACAGGAUACCCUCCGUAUCCGGCUGCCGGCGGAUCCAGCAACUUUGUGCCAUACCCGCCGACCACCGCAGCCACCAAUCCCACAUCUUAUCCCAUUGAUAUGCCUAUGCCCAACACUACUUAUCCAUCGCCAUACGCAAACAACGCUUCGGGACAGGGAACGAUCACUGAUGAGCACAUCAGGGCGUCUCUUCUGAGUGCCGUGGAGGAGAAAAUGUGGCGACGUAUCGUGGAGAGGGUAAACCAGCGUCAAGCUGAGUUGGAUACGCUCAAAAGAACAAAGCAGGAACUACAGGAAGGUCGCAGCAAGAUUGAGGAAAUUAUUUCGUCACUGGAGAAGGAGGAGGCCGACCUCAAGCGGCACCUCUCAGUGCUGAAUGACAAGAAUGGGGAAAUGGACAAGUCUCUGGAGGCAUUUGAGCGCAAGGAUGGAAUUGACGUGGACGAGGCAGUGAGCACAACUGCUCCGCUCUAUCGUCAGCUUCUGAAUGCCUUCGCCGAUGAGGCUGCCACGGAGGAUGCAAUCUACUAUCUGGGUGAGGCGCUGAGAAACGGUGUCAUAGAUCUUGAAGUGUUCCUGAAGCACGUCCGGCAGUUGUCCCGGAAGCAGUUUGUGCUGCGGAUUCUCAUGCAAAAGUGCCGCCAGAAAGCCGGUCUGGCAGGAUAAAUGUAUUUUCUGUAUUAAAAUAUUGCUGUAUCUCAAGA
This is a messenger RNA of Phlebotomus argentipes, 1393 nucleotides long. It is a transcript of the gene TSG101, whose product is annotated as tumor susceptibility gene 101 protein. The transcript is spliced from 5 exons. Gene Ontology annotation, molecular function: ubiquitin binding. Bases 168 to 1355 code for a protein of 395 amino acids. Gene Ontology annotation, cellular component: ESCRT I complex. Gene Ontology annotation, biological process: protein modification process; protein transport; endosome to lysosome transport. Lineage: Eukaryota; Metazoa; Arthropoda; Insecta; Diptera; Psychodidae. The record is from RefSeq and is a predicted model, not a curated record.